Colletotrichum graminicola M1.001 is the source of this 1389-nucleotide messenger RNA. RefSeq names its product DNA repair protein RAD57. The transcript has a single exon. The record is from RefSeq and is a predicted model, not a curated record. NCBI's taxonomy places the organism in Eukaryota, Fungi, Ascomycota, Sordariomycetes, Glomerellales, Glomerellaceae. The coding region runs from base 1 to 1389 and encodes 462 amino acids. Gene Ontology annotation, biological process: DNA recombinase assembly; DNA repair; mitotic recombination. Gene Ontology annotation, molecular function: ATP-dependent DNA damage sensor activity; DNA strand exchange activity; ATP binding.
AUGACCGACCUGCUUCAGCUCAUACCUGACUUCCCAGUUGGGCAGUUUGCUGGGCUGUUGCAGAAGUUGGAACGCCACCAAUUUUCCACCACCGACCUUUUGACCCAGGAUGUCGUCGAAAUAGGCAAACGCACCCAGCUGCCUCUGCUCGACAUCAAACGGCUAUGCGCGGCGGUCGUGGACGCCCUCCACCGUGACUUCAACCCCGCGAACCGGCAACCGUCAAACGGCAACCCGUUCCUCAGACGCUCGCUCACAGACCUCGAGAACCAGUGGUCCACAAUCAGCACUCUCGAUGAUGACCUUGACCGAGCCCUGGGGGGAGGGCUUCCGACCGGUUACGUGACCGAGGUCACGGGUGAGAGCGGUGUUGGUAAAACGCAGCUUCUGCUGUCUCUACUGUUGGCUGUCCAGCUGCCACCACCGUACGGCCUGGGCCGCCCCGCCUUAUACAUCACAACGGAAGCACAGCUGUCGACGAUACGCCUCUCCCAGAUGUUAUCGGCCAAUCCUCGCUUUGCGGAUCUGCCGCCCGGGGAUAGGCCGUCUUUGGAUGGCAUUUCCAGCACCUCGACCCCUGAUCUUGAAUCCCAGGAGCACAUUCUCCAGUUCCAGGUCCCCGUCGAGGUCGAGCGCCGCAACACCGGGCUCAUCGUGCUCGACUCCGUGGCCUCCAAUUACCGAGCCGAGUUCGAGCGAGGCCAUGUCAGCAGCCUCGGGUCCAACAUGGGAGCCCGCAGCACCGAGCUGACACGGCUCGGGGCCUUGCUUAGGGAGCUGGCCCAGAAGUACAACCUGGCCGUCGUGGUUGCGAAUCAAGUGGCAGACCGAUUCUCCAGCCCCCUCGUGCCGAUGGCGACCCCUAGGAUGGCGCAUCCCCCCGGCGGCGACGGGUCCACUCAGGAAAGCCCGCUGGCGUCACGGAGCAGGGGGCCGAGAGCCUUCUCACCUUCAGCCGUCGAGCCGACGUCGUCCAUAGCCGAACAUGUCCGGUCCAGCAUGCCCGAACCCUCAGGUCCGGAUGACCUCGGCCCGCCCGCGCCUCCCGCGCUAGCGUUGGACCACCAGCAACGGUGGUUCACGGGAUGGGGCGACGAUCCGUUCGCCGACUACGGACUCAAGACGCCCAGCCUGGGUCUGAUCUGGUCGUCGCAGAUUGCGUACCGCAUUGCGCUGUUCAAAAAGCCCGUGUAUGGAGUGCAUCGACAUAUCGAGGACGAGGCCGACGAACGGGGGGUGCCGGCGCUGAAGAACUGGCGUCGGUGGAUGAAGGUAGUCUUCGCUCCCCACACGAAGGCGACAGGCCAGGGCCUGGACGGCGCUGUCGAGUUCGCCGUGACGAUGGCAGGGCUGAAAGCCGUCACCAAGAAAAAGGCGGAUGAUGACUGA